Molecule: messenger RNA, 634 nt
Organism: Drosophila nasuta
Lineage: Eukaryota; Metazoa; Arthropoda; Insecta; Diptera; Drosophilidae
Exons: 3
Coding region: 109-588 (159 amino acids)
Source: RefSeq, a predicted model, not a curated record
AAAAAGUAGGCUGUUCACUUGCGGUCAGAGAGCAAAAACCAUUUAAAUUGAAAUAGAGUGAAUUGAAAUAAAUGAGCUGCAAAUAUAUAUUAGACCUUUUUACUCACAAUGAGCGGCUUUAUUAAUUGUGCUGCUUACACAGCACUGGCACAUGAAGGAUGGGCUUCAUUUUUAAAGAUUCUGAAUAUGGUAAACUUUGCUAAAUCUAUGCAGCUGGAGGUGCAGGCUCUUGUGGUUCUUUUUGGGUAUAUGAUCAAAUUGCUAUGCUUCAUUAUACUGGCCUAUGGCGUUAUUACUCAUAAUAUAUUGUUUAUCAGAAUCUGGCUACUGAUGUCCUAUACUCUCAUUGAUUUGACCUCAAUUUGUAAAUGUUUUGCAAAAUUAUUUGAAUAUUUCUUUACCAACAAGUACCCCGACAAGUCAGAGUUCAUACUCGAGAUUAGAGACACAUAUUGUCCACUAAUGGGUGAGGUGAUGGCAAGGAUUGGCAUAAUUUUGACAAUUUACAGAUACUAUCAAUCCCUGCAACCACCAGUAAAAAUCCGCGGUCCUAUUACAUUUACUGAACCCCUGAGAAUAGCCAAAUAAUAAUAUCCAAUGAUUUAUAUUUGCAAACUAGAUAAAUAAUUUGUUU